Messenger RNA from Colletotrichum truncatum, 570 nucleotides. RefSeq names its product transposase. NCBI's taxonomy places the organism in Eukaryota, Fungi, Ascomycota, Sordariomycetes, Glomerellales, Glomerellaceae. The record is from RefSeq and is a predicted model, not a curated record.
AUGGCAUUUUCAAGCAAGAAUAUCAGAAGCGGCUGGAAAGCAACAGGACUAUGGCCCAUUUCGAUAGCUCGACCGCUCAUGAGCCCUCUACUGCUUGAGAAUGCUUCCAAGCCCUCAAAGCCAGGCUAUUCUACGCCUAUGAGGGCCUCUGAUGGUGGAAAAGACGAAAACUGGGCAUCUGCUACAUCCAUAGUAGCCUGGUCAACGCCCAAGAAGACAGUUGAUCUAUAUGAUCAACUUAGCUUAUUCAGCAAGUUGGAUAAAGAUCAGCAAACGCAGCGACUGUUGUUUCGGAAGGUUCAAAAGGGAUUUGAUGAAAAGGACUAUCAAUUGGCUACAGCAGAGAAGAAGAUUGCAAUGUUGGAAGCAGAAGUUGAGGCUGGAAUGGUACGGAAGCGGCGUAAGGUCCAAAUGAGCCCAAAUUCGAAGUUUGCCAACAUUGAGGCAAUUCACAAAGCCCAAAUUGAGGCUGGCGAAAUUGAGGAUAGCUCAGAUGAAUCUAGCGAGCCUGAAUUACCUAUUAAAACUGGCGAUAGUAUCACAGUUGCAGGAGACGAAUCAGACUUAUAG